This is a messenger RNA of Phasianus colchicus (ring-necked pheasant), 4258 nucleotides long. It is a transcript of the gene CFAP36, whose product is annotated as cilia and flagella associated protein 36. The record is from RefSeq and is a predicted model, not a curated record. NCBI's taxonomy places the organism in Eukaryota, Metazoa, Chordata, Aves, Galliformes, Phasianidae. Gene Ontology annotation, cellular component: ciliary base; axoneme.
CGCGCGUUGGUCCCGUGACGCCGGUUGCCGUGGCGAGGCGUGCGCGCUCCACCCGCCCGACCCCCGACCCCAAACCCGGCGCCGCUCUGGGCUGCCCGGCCAUGGCGGCGGAGGAGGAGGAGGCCGACGUGGAGUGGGUGGUAGACAGCAUCGCCGGGUUCCUCCGCGGGCCCGCCUGGUCCGUCCCCGUGUUGGAGUUCAUGGAGCAGAAGUGCGAGGUUUUUGACGAUGAAGAAGAAAGCAAGUUGUCUUACACAGAAAUUUAUCAGGAAUACCAAGCACUGGUUGAAAAAUUAUUAGAAGGCUAUCUUACAGAAGUUGGCAUUACUGAAGAGAAAUUUCAGGAAGCUUUUUCAUCUCCUCUUGCAAAGACUCACACUUCACAGGCCAUUUUGCAGACAGUGCUGGCAGCAGAAGAUUUUAGACUAUUUAAAAAAAUGAUGGUACAGAAAAAUAUUGAAAUGCAAUUGCAAGCCAUUAGAGUCAUGAAAGAAAGAAAUGGUGUGUUGCCUGACUGUUUGACAGAGGGUUCAGAUGUAUUCAGUGAAAUUGAACAAGAAGAAAUGAAAAUACUCAGGGAGGUUCUAAGGAAAUCUAAGGAAGAAUAUGAAAUAGAGCAAGAAAGGAGACGGAUGGAAGAAGCACGUGCUAAAUGCAAAUCACCAGCUGUGACCAGUUCUCCAGGAGAUUCAAGAGAAACUGUAAAAGUUAAGGAGUCUACUGAGGGAGCUGAUGGUUCUGAAGAAACUCCAAAGUUAUCAUUAGAGGAAUCUCGGCAAUCUGCAAGGGCAGACUUAAAACCAGUCCGCCCACCACAGAAAGGCCCAGAGAGCUUACUUCAGCCCACCAAAGGGAAGGAGGACAUGAAGAAAAGAGCAUCUGGAAAACGUGCAGAAAGUGCAGCACAGAAAGCUGCACCAGAAGGACAUAAUACCCCAGAACUUGACGAGCAGCAGCUGAGACAACGGGAAGACUAUCUUAAGAAAAAACGAGAUAUGCUGAUAGCUGCAAAGAAAGAGUCAAGAAAUAAUAUAAUACCACCCACGAACACAGACCAGAAGGAGGAGGAACCAUCUCCCAAAGAGGAAGUUUCAGAAGAGAAGCAAAAAUUACUGCAGAAGAGGAAAGUGCUCGCAGAAAAACUAAAAGAAGAAGUUAUUAAUAAGCGGUAAUUGUAAGAAGCUCAUUGCAGAUCUCAAGAACAUAGGCAUCUUUUAGAAUAAAUUGUAACCAAUAAUGGAACGGGUUUGUUUUCAAGUAUCUCGCACUUGUUUUUAUAGAGCUUUCAGACAACUCACUCUGUACUUUGUAUAAAAUAUUUGAAGUUAUGCUGAAAUACAUUGAAAACAGGUUUUCCAGAAUGAUGAAAACUCACUGAUUUUCACUGGAACGUGCUCAACAGUGAGGCAGUUUCACAGCCUCAGCCACUCAAAUGUACAACAAAAGCAAAUAUUUAUCUGUUAAAAUAAUAGCUAAAAAAUGGGAACGAACAGAUUUGAAUAACUUUUUCUAAAGAUUAUAGAAUUUGGUUCGUUAGAAUAUCAGAAAUAAACUAUUAUUUUGGGCUGUAAUGGAGUCUGAGUUCACAUGGAAGUGCUAUUGUGACCAUCUUGUAUUUGAAGGAACAGCUCAUGCAGCAUGAAGUGAGGAGAGCUGGAGGUUACGCUGCUGUACACACCUUCCAGGCCACUUACCUGUACCAUAGAUCCAAGUUUGCUGUGAAUAAGUUAAAGAACAAAACAGAAGUAAGAACUAGGAACAUCACCAGAGCAAUUUGGUUCCAAAGUCAAGUCUUUAAACAAAUCAUUUACCAGUUUGUCUUUGGCAGACUUAAAAUGAAGCACGGGAGAGGGUGCCCUUAGCACAUUGUUGACUGUAACUCUGACAUUAAAAGAAACAGCCCAACCACUUCAAAUUCCGUGUAGCUUUUUAUUAAAAUAGCAUUUAUAACUGAUACAUGUUGGCAGAUGUUCUUUACUUUUCCCAAAGGAGUGGUAGUGGAAGGGCCCCGGCAGGAUCCGUGCAGGGGAAGCAGCCGUGGGCGACCCCUGGGGGCCGAGAUGCGAGGUGACAGCCCCAGCCGUGAGCUGCACAGCUCAAUGCUCCUUGGUACAGUUUUUCUAGUAGCUGCAAAAGUUGGUAAUGUUCUUGUUUUUGCUGUUGGAAAAAAACUCGUGCUGGUCUGAAGCAUUUUUUAAGCUCCUGAUGGUACUUGAGGAGAGAGCUGACGUGGUGGGGAGCACUGAGUGAGCACUGACACGCUUCAGUCAGAGCCUGAGAGGAGCUGCCUCGGGUAGCUGUUCAGAGCAUCAGGACAGCCCGGGUCCACGGGCCAGGUAACAGUUUUUCAGCCUUAGGUUAGUAAAGGCACACGGUGCAACUCUGCUGCUUGAGUAGCACUGGAGGUGGUUUAUCAUCUUUACUGAUGGAGAAAAGACUCGAGAAGAAAGAGAGACAGUGGUCAGCGGGAGAGCAAGCACGCACCAGCAAUACUGCAGGCAGCUCUGCUUUGACCAGUGAGGGACAUUCAGAUCCUCCAUGUCCAGAGCUGAGGGCGCAGCACCGCCAUCCCCAGGUCCACACGAGUGCCAUCCAGCAGCACCUGGCUCAGAGGUGGGAAGAACUCAGGUGUUCUCUACUAGCACAGAGUCACUACCACAACUGCACCACAGCUAUUCUUAAAGAAUGUUGGAAAAUGACCACAUUUAAAAUCCUGAGUUAACUUACCGUGUACAACAAACCAAACAAAAGCAGUAAUUAUGGAAUUACAGGGUCACAUUUUAAUUCCUGAAUUGUACAGUUCAGCAUUAAUAUCACCACGUGUAUACAAAUGGUGUAAAACAAGUACAGUGGUAUUUUUAAUACAAAAUAAACUUCUGUUUUAUGGAAAAACUAUACUUCAUAUCUACACAGACAGCCCAUCUUUUUCCAAACGAUAGCUAAAAUUAAAAUUAACUACAAAAUCUCCAAAACAGAGAAACUGCUUCAGUUCAGACUAUUCCAGGAGAAAUGGACCCAUAACACAUUACAAGAGUGAUCUACGUGGUGGACUGCAGCUGGUUUCGUAGCUCAUUCUUUUUUAAACAUUUCUGACAUCACGCGGUGGGAAGUUUCCUCUCCCUUCUUCAUGAUCUCAGACCACAUAUGGGCAAACUAACAUUAAAAUAUUUACAGUUCGCUUUCUGUUCUUGAAAUAAAACCCUGGACCGUUUGCCUCUCUCAGCUCACCUAGCUUGGCUGCGGUUCAUUUACCUACGUGGAAUGUACUUUUAUUUUCUAUCUUUAAAAAGCAGCUUUCAUCUCGCACCCAGACGGAGGUGCUGCCUGCUGAUUCUGCCCCAAAGACCGCUCUUCUGCUCCUAGAAUUCCACCUUGGUCCGAACAGACUUGGCUGUUAAACGCCACUAAACUCAUCACUAAGAAAAACCCGUUAGUGUUUCUCAAUACCACCUCAGCUACGCAAUUUCAAGUCGCAAACAGGGAAAUCUGCUCUGAGAAGCUGCAGCUCGUUUUAAUGAAGCAGAAAAUGAUUCCGAUUCCGUGUCUUCCACAGCCAACAGCUCUGCGCGUGCUGUGAAGCAGCGCCGUGACACAGCAGUCCCUGCAGAUGUUUGGGAAGCAGUCAGUCCUUGGCUUAGUUAUUACUGGAUAUCUAAUGGGGGGGCUGGGGGGAACAAAAAGAAAAACAACGACCAACCAAGCAGAACCAUCUAUUCUGCAUCCAGCUUCCGUUUUAUCCUCUUGGAAAAUAGAAAUUAAAACUGAUUUUUAAUUGUUUUUUUAAAAAAACAAAAACAAAACAACUCAGCAUGCACUAAAAAUGCAGUGUCCCUCCCUCCGACCACAAGAAAUUUCAUUUGUAAUAAAUGGUCCCAAAAAUCUAGAUUGUUCUUAUGCAAAUACAGUUAGUUUUCCCUUAAUUUUUUUUUUUUUUUCAUUUUUUCAGUUUUUUUUCUUAAAGAGGCAUUGCUAAAAGAACACAAUGUGACAGCACCAUUACAAAAUUAAGAUUACCGGGUUCAAAAUUUAAGCCUGAUUUUUUUUUUUUUUCCUAGUUCUGUUAAACACUGGGGAAACCCUGCAAUAGUUUUUUUUUUUAGAAAUCGUUCCCUUCCCCCCCACGCCCUCCCAACACCUGAGACUUUCCUUGCUGAGAAGCCAUCAUCCAGGUUCUGUGAAUACUAACCCAUUUUUUUUUUUUCUUUUUCUUUUUUUUUUUUUUUCUUGACAGCCUGAAUGGCAGACUCCUUACUUACUA